AUGCUUCCUCUCCUCUAUGUGGGAGUGCUGCUAUCCUCAGUUGCCUCUCCAGCCUGUAUAAAUCCUCCCUGCAAAGAGAAUCUAGUGGCCUCACCCAUCCAGCCUGGGACUGGAGCUGGAGCAGGUACCGGGGCUUGUGAGGGUCAAACUGGGACAACUGCCUGCAGGACAGGGGUUUCACUUGCAGCAAUCUCGGACGUCCCUCGGAAAGUGGAGCACAAACAUGAAUUACCCCAGUUUCAGUACAAGACUGGAGGUGUCAGAGAGCGCCUGGUUCAGCUGCAGCGCUGCAUGCGCUCUGUCCAGGAUACUGGGGGGCCUUGGAGUCACGAGGGCCAGGAGAGCAAUUCUCUUGGGGCCAUCCUGGCUUUAAUGGCAGCUGUGCUGACAGAGUGUGACCUCCACUGUCACAGCCAGGCCCUUGGGGCAAUGGCUAAACGACUGGAGAGCGCAGCGGUGGGGAGAGAGGGGGAGAAAGACUUGCUGCUUUUCCUCAAGAGCAUCACUCAACAUCCACCCACAGUUGCCCCCUUGGAGAGGCUACAUCCUCGGGACUGUGCAGAGAUUUACACGCUGGGGAUCAAAGAGAAUGGAAUCUACACCAUCCAGCCUGACCUGAAUGGGCUGGCAUUAGAGGCUAAAUGUGACAUGGAGACUGCGGGUGGCGGGUGGACAGUCAUCCAGAAUCGGCAAGAUGGCUCAGUGGACUUCAACAGAACAUGGCAGGAAUACCGGGAGGGCUUUGGAAAUCUGCAAGGAGAACACUGGCUGGGUAACGCAGCGUUGCAUGCCCUUACCUCCAGUGGCCAACACCAAUUCCGCAUUGAGCUGGAGGACUGGCACCAGCAGAGGCGCCAAGCCACCUACAGCAACUUCAAAGUGGCCUCGGAGGCACAGAGGUAUCGCCUGACAGCACGGGAGUAUUCUGGUGAUGCAGGUAAUGCACUGAGCUACAGUAAGCGCUACAACCACGACGGCAGGUCCUUCAGCACUGCUGACCGAGACUAUGACCGUUACGUGUCGGGAAGUUGUGGUCAGUACUAUGGUGCAGGCUGGUGGUUUGAUGCUUGUCUGGCAGCUAAUCUGAAUGGACGGUACUACCGCGGGCGCUACAGCGGGGUGACCAACGGCAUCUACUGGGGAACGUGGUACAUCCUGACAGAUGGACGAACUGGAGAGCGCUACUCCUUCAAGAGGGUGGAGAUGAAGACAAGACCCAAAAACUUUAUGGGAACAGACUAA
Molecule: messenger RNA, 1242 nt
Organism: Pelmatolapia mariae (spotted tilapia)
Lineage: Eukaryota; Metazoa; Chordata; Actinopteri; Cichliformes; Cichlidae
Product: fibroleukin
Exons: 6
Coding region: 1-1242 (413 amino acids)
Source: RefSeq, a predicted model, not a curated record